Messenger RNA from Fukomys damarensis (Damara mole-rat), 3417 nucleotides. It is a transcript of the gene Sim1, whose product is annotated as SIM bHLH transcription factor 1. NCBI's taxonomy places the organism in Eukaryota, Metazoa, Chordata, Mammalia, Rodentia, Bathyergidae. The record is from RefSeq and is a predicted model, not a curated record. The transcript has 12 exons. The coding region runs from base 718 to 3078 and encodes 786 amino acids. Gene Ontology annotation, biological process: regulation of transcription by RNA polymerase II. Gene Ontology annotation, molecular function: DNA-binding transcription factor activity, RNA polymerase II-specific; protein dimerization activity; RNA polymerase II transcription regulatory region sequence-specific DNA binding.
UUUUGGCUUCCAAUUAGGAAUAAUACUGGCUUCGUAGCAAGUACCGAGGAGGAGGAUUUUAAAACCAGCUCUCUCGUCCCAAAGCCAGCAUCCUCCUCCUUCUGCCACGCACCCCCGCCCCCAUUCAUGAGCAAGAAAAAGGAGUCAGGGAGUGCUCGGCUCCUCUCCGAUAGUGGGAAGCGGAGAGACCGGCAGAGUUGCUCAGUUGAACCGCAGGCAGGAGUGAAAUUAAGAGGUGGGCACCUCCGCACCCUUUGCAGCCCGCGAGGACGGAAGGGGUCUGAAAGAAUUAUCCGGGAUUCCUGUCCCCAGACCCGCUUGGGGACUCCUUAAAUGCCAGGAAACCGAAGAGCAAGCGUUGAGAAUUAUGUCGAUUUUCCAAGGAACCGGGUUUGCAGUACGGAAUAGAAGAAAACCCUGGCUCCUAAGGGCUUCUGCCAGCAUUUGAUUUCCAGAGACCUCCAGGAUUGCCCCCAUCGCCGUGGAUGAGCAAAUUUCCUACACUUGCAUCUUACAUUCUCAAAGAAAAUAUUUUCUGUUCACUACGCUGGCUCUUUACUGUCCUCCAUACACUGACCCUUGUGGAGACUUCAGCGCCUUCCUUCAAAGUGUGCGUUCACGUUUUCGUCUAGUAUGGUCUCUAAUUGAAAACGAAUUGUUCGCUUUGGAUGAAUCUGUGGAGCUUACAUUGUAAGAAGAAAGGGGGAAGUAGACACAAUGAAAGAAAAGUCCAAAAAUGCUGCUCGGACUAGGAGGGAGAAGGAAAACAGUGAAUUUUAUGAACUGGCUAAAUUAUUGCCUUUGCCCUCGGCUAUCACCUCGCAGCUGGACAAAGCAUCCAUUAUCAGACUCACCACCAGCUAUCUCAAAAUGAGAGUAGUGUUUCCAGAAGGGCUAGGGGAGGCAUGGGGUCACUCAAGUCGCACAAGUCCCCUGGACAACGUUGGACGUGAACUGGGCUCCCAUUUACUCCAGACAUUGGAUGGCUUCAUCUUUGUGGUGGCCCCAGAUGGGAAGAUCAUGUACAUCUCAGAGACAGCCUCAGUGCACCUGGGUCUUUCUCAGGUAGAGCUGACUGGAAACAGCAUUUAUGAAUACAUUCACCCAGCAGACCACGACGAGAUGACAGCUGUGCUCACUGCACACCAGCCCUACCACUCUCACUUCGUGCAAGAGUAUGAGAUCGAGCGCUCCUUCUUCCUGAGGAUGAAGUGUGUCUUGGCCAAGCGGAAUGCUGGACUCACUUGCGGUGGCUACAAGGUCAUUCACUGCAGCGGCUACCUGAAGAUCCGACAGUACAGCCUGGACAUGUCCCCCUUCGACGGCUGCUACCAGAACGUGGGCCUGGUGGCCGUGGGCCACUCGCUGCCUCCUAGUGCGGUCACCGAGAUCAAGCUGCACAGCAACAUGUUCAUGUUCCGCGCUAGCCUCGACAUGAAGCUCAUCUUCCUGGACUCCAGGGUGGCGGAGCUGACCGGUUACGAACCUCAGGACCUGAUUGAGAAGACCUUGUACCACCACGUGCACGGCUGUGACACCUUCCACCUGCGAUGCGCGCACCACCUGCGUAAGCCCCCCACCCCCGCCCCCGCACUAAACAACACUGGCUCGUGCCCGAGGCGGCGGAGAGGGGAAAUUUCAGUCCAGUCCAAGCAAACACACCGGUGGGAGCCCUCGUGGCCCAUAGUGGCGUCAUCAGGGCCCGCCGGGCCUCGGGACCAGUCCGAGUCAGGCCGAGUCACCGCCGCCUCCUCUGUCUCUACCCUGGACCCUGGAGACACAGAGUACAAGGGGCUGCAGCUCUCCCUGGAUCAGAUCUCGGCCUCCAAACCAGCUUUCUCCUAUGCCAGCAGCUCAACUCCCACUCUGACCGAUAACAGGAAGGGCACCAAGUCGAGGCUGUCCAGCUCAAAAUCAAAAUCCAGGACUUCCCCUUACCCUCAGUAUUCGGGAUUUCACACGGAAAGAUCGGAAUCAGAUCAUGACAGCCAGUGGGGCGGAAGUCCCCUGACCGACACAGCCUCUCCGCAGCUCCUGGACCCGGCCGAGCGCCCGGGCUCGCAGCACGACGCGUCCUGCGCCUACAGGCAGUUCUCCGACCGCAGCUCGCUCUGCUACGGCUUCGCGCUCGACCACUCCCGGCUGGUGGAGGACCGGCACUUCCACGGCCAGGCCUGUGAGGGAGGCCGCUGUGAGGCGGGCAGGUACUUCCUGGGAGCGCCGCAGGCCGGGAGGGAGCCCUGGUGGGGCUCUCGCGCAGCCUUGCCGCUGACCAAGGCCUCCCCGGAGAGCAGGGAAGCCUACGAGAACAGCAUGCCGCACAUCGCCUCGGUGCACAGGACCCACGGGCGAGGUCACUGGGAUGAAGAUAGUGUGGUCAGCUCUCCAGACCCGGGGUCGGCCAGUGAAUCCGGUGACCGAUAUCGCACUGAACAGUAUCAGACUAGCCCACAUGAACCUAGCAAAAUUGAAACUCUAAUAAGAGCUACCCAGCAAAUGAUUAAAGAAGAAGAAAACAGAUUGCAGCUAAGGAAAGUGCCCCCAGACCAACUGGCAUCCAUUAAUGGAGCAGGGAAAAAACACUCCCUCUGUUUUGCAAACUACUCCCAGCCCCCACCAACAGGGGAAGUCUGCCACAGCUCUGCUCUGGCCAGCACGUCACCAUGUGACCACAUCCCGCAGCGAGAGGGAAAGAUGCUGAGUCCUCAUGACAAUGACUAUGACAACAGUCCCACUGCACUGUCUCGGAUAAGUAGUCCCAAUUCUGAUCGCAUUUCAAAAUCCAGUUUGAUCCUGGCUAAAGAUUAUCUACAUUCAGAUAUGUCUCCUCAUCAGACAGUGGGAGACCAUGCUGCUGUUUCUCCAAACUGCUUUGGCUCUCACAGGCAGUAUUUUGAUAAGCAUGCUUACACAUUAACUGGAUAUGCCCUGGAGCACUUAUAUGACAGUGAAACCAUUAGAAACUAUUCCUUGGGCUGUAAUGGCUCACACUUUGACGUAACUUCCCAUCUGAGGAUGCAGCCAGACCCAGCACCAGGACACAAGGGAACAUCUGUUAUAAUAACCAAUGGAAGCUGAUGUUUUUUAUUUUUUAAAAACUUUGUUCUUCGAGGAUCUCUGAAACAUAUUUAUAGUUUAAUGCCUCCUUACCAUCAUUUAGUGUGUCACAGAUUGUUCAGAUAACAAUUACUGGGUGUUUGACAUGAGUUCCUGUGAAAUGAAAGAAAAAAAUAACACUAACUUUCAGGGUUAUUUACAGGGAGCUAACAUGAACACAUAAAUUGCUCCUCUAAUUAUAGGGGAACCAGAGUAGGUAUAAUUAGAAUGGAAAAAUGCUACGUAAAUUAAGCAACCAUACACACUACCUGAAAGGGCUGAUGAAUGACAUUGUAUUGUUAUGACCCAGUGAAACCUAUA